Molecule: messenger RNA, 1052 nt
Organism: Mytilinidion resinicola
Lineage: Eukaryota; Fungi; Ascomycota; Dothideomycetes; Mytilinidiales; Mytilinidiaceae
Exons: 1
Coding region: 211-975 (254 amino acids)
Source: RefSeq, a predicted model, not a curated record
AGAGAGAACACUUGUGAUAUAACUACCCCCGCCUUGCUAACAUCCUCAUUAACGACGGCAGCUACAGGAACGACCCAUCGCAUUUCCUACCCUGCCUUACGACGCGCUUUGUAUUCGCGUCGACGUCUUCGAAGGAUCGCAACAUCGCACGAACUGUACAUCUCGAGUGCAUUCACAUUUGCGUUACGAAGACGAGAACGACUCGCCGCAAUGGACCCCAAACAGCUCCCGUCAUAUUCAUCUACAUCAGCACAGGAAGAUGUCCGUCCAGAAUAUACCCCAUCUCGACCGCCCUCCUACCGCACGGUGGCCUCUACGACUCAGCCCACCCUCCCGAACACACGGCCACGAAAUGCCGGCCCUCCCGCAGGAAUUCAUGCGCCUCUAAUAUCCACAUCCCGUGGCCCCCUAGCCGUAGCCGCUCAGUACAACCUCUACGUCGAGUCCGGCUUCACAGGUCGCAAAAGCGUCACCUUCACCCUCCCCGACAAGCGCACGCCAGCCUACUUCGUUGACUACCGAUCAGGCCGCGCAGACCUCCUCAUCCGUCGCGGAAACUCGUCAGGCCCAGUCAUUGGCAGCGCUAAAUUCCACCACUUCACCUCGCGCGUAGACUUAGAAUAUGGGCAGCAGAAGGCUGAGAUGCGCAAGGACGGCGCCUUCACGCGUCGCCAUGUCGUUGACAUGCCCGCCGGCCCCGAUAAAUCAUACUAUUGGAAGGGCACAAGCGACUACAAUUCGUCUUUCUUCACGGGUGGAAGUUUGAAACUCGAGGGUGCGAGCGGAACUGUCUUUGUGGCGUUCGCGCGCUCGAGGGGCCAGUCUAAGGACGGGCAGCUCAAUAUACUGAUGGAGGGCCUCGAUGAGCAAUUUCUGGACCAGAUCGUGGUCAGCUUCAUGGCAAUGGUGGAGGUAGAGAGGAGGAAGCGUAAAAGCGCAGCGGCAGCGUCAGGAGGAGGAGGCGGCGGUGCCUGAGCUACUAGCAUCAAUGUAAGAUACGUUUUUUAUGAGCAAAUGAAGUUUUCAAUACCAAGCCUUCUAGUUCUUGUCCU